AUGGAGUGUGGCCUGGAGAAUCUCGAAUUGGUGAAUGUUCUCAAAGCAAUGGAGAAAUUGCAUUUUCUUUCAUGCGCUGUCGGUCUCUUCGGUGUCUUGCUCGCCGUUGAUGCUCUUGUUGCUGAUAGAAAGGUGUACAUCGUUUACAUGGGAUCCCUACCGGAGGGCCAGUAUUUUGCGCAAUCUCACCACCUCAGCAUUCUAGGACAAGUCCUAGACAGCAGGUAUUCUUAUUCCUUGGUAUAUAGUUACCAGAGGAGUUUCAAUGGAUUUGCCGCCAAGCUUACACAUCAAGAAAAACAAAAGAUUGCAAGAAUGGAAGGCGUGGUGUCUGUGUUCGAAAGCAAAGCUCACCAGCUUCAUACAACAAGAUCAUGGGAUUUCAUGGGAUUUCCUGUCACUGCGAGACGAAAUCCAACGGUGGAGAGUGAUUUGAUAGUUGGUAUGAUUGACACUGGUGUGUGGCCGGAGUCCGAAAGCUUCAAAGACGAUGGAUUUGGCCCACCUCCAAAGAGAUGGAAAGGCAUUUGCCAAUCUGCUGGAAAUUUCACAUGCAACAAUAAGUUGAUCGGAGCUCGAUUUUAUCCGAAUGACCCGAAAGAGAAUGGUUCAGCCAGGGAUGACCUAGGACAUGGAACACACACAGCAUCCACAGCAGCGGGCCGUGAAGUGAAGGGUGCGAACCUUUUCGGGUUGGCUGAGGGGAAUGCAAGGGGAGCUGUGCCAUCCGCAAGGAUAGCUGUGUACAAGGUAUGCUGGGCUGAUGGCUGCCUGGACCACAGCAUCCUGGCUGGAUAUGAUGAUGCCAUUGCCGAUGGGGUCGACAUUCUCUCAGUUUCAUUGGGGCCAGCUGUUCCAUCACCAUAUGAUGAAGAUCCCAUAGCCAUUGGUGCUUUUCACGCCAUGCGAAAGGGUGUCCUUACGUUGCAAUCUGCCGGUAAUAAUGGACCGUUUCCUUCCACACUAUCGAGCCAUGCACCAUGGAUCUUAACAGUGGCUGCCAGCAGCAUUGAUCGACGGAUCAUUAAUAAGGUUUUACUUGGAAAUGGCAAGGCUUUUGCGAGUAAUGCUAUCAGCACAUUCAAGUCUGGUGGAAGGAUGCAACCUUUGAUCUACGGUGGGGAUGCUGCUGGUGGUUGCGACGAAGGAGGGGCCCGGAGUUGUUUUCCUGGCUGUUUGGAUGAAAAAAUAGUAAAAGGGAAGAUUGUUAUAUGUGAUUUACCAAGCGAUGGUAGAGAGCCUCUUGUAGCAGGUGCAUCCGGAGUGAUAAUGAAAGCAGACCAAACCGAAUACGCUGAUAUUUAUCCAUUGCCUUCUGGUUUUGUAAGCGGCGACGUUCUCAAUGGCGACGUGAUAUCAUACAUUAACUCUACAAAAGAACCAAAAGCCACCAUAGCAAGAAGCGGGGCCAUCCACGACUCUGCAGCUCCUGUCGUCGUCGUGUUCUCAUCCAGAGGGCCGAACAAAAUCUCAAGAGACAUUCUUAAGCCGGACAUAAGCGCUCCGGGAGUGGACAUCUUAGCCGCAUUUUCACCCGUAGCCUUAAUCUCCCAAGUUCCCGAAGAUUCAAGAUCUGCAAAGUAUAGUAUACUAUCUGGAACGUCCAUGGCAUGUCCCCAUGCUACCGGUGCAGCUGGAUACGUGAAGUCAUUCCACCCGAAUUGGUCGCCAGCAGCCAUCAAAUCUGCUCUCAUGACCACUGCUUCCUUAAUGAAUGGAAACAUGAACAUAUUCGCCUAUGGUGCGGGCCACAUCAAUCCAGUCAAGGCUACCGACCCCGGCCUAGUCUACGAUGCUGAAGAAGGUGACUAUAUAAAAUUGCUAUGCAGCGAAGGUUACAACACGACGAAGAUAGGGCUCAUAACGGGUCUUAACACCACAUGUCCCACCACAAGCACAGCGACAAAGGAUCUGAAUUACCCUUCAAUGACAAUGUGGGUCGAACAAACUGGUCCAAUCACAGCUAAUUUCCCUAGGAUGGUCACCAACGUGGGGUCUGCAAAAUCAACAUACAGGGCGAGGUUUAACCCACAACCUCAGCUCAAUGUCACGGUUAGCCCGAGCAUGCUCAAGUUUGAGGCAUUGGGUGAAAAGCAGAAAUUUGUUGUGACAGUUACAGGCAUGGUGACGAAUGACGGUCCAUCAGUUCUUACCACUUCGAUCGUAUGGUCUGAUGGUGUCCAUAACGUGAGGAGUCCUAUAGUUGUGUAUUCAAGCAAUGCGAUGUGAAUCUG
Molecule: messenger RNA, 2234 nt
Organism: Magnolia sinica
Lineage: Eukaryota; Viridiplantae; Streptophyta; Magnoliopsida; Magnoliales; Magnoliaceae
Product: subtilisin-like protease SBT4.3
Exons: 11
Coding region: 1-2229 (742 amino acids)
Biological process (GO): proteolysis
Molecular function (GO): serine-type endopeptidase activity
Source: RefSeq, a predicted model, not a curated record